Brugia malayi is the source of this 642-nucleotide messenger RNA. RefSeq lists its product as uncharacterized. NCBI's taxonomy places the organism in Eukaryota, Metazoa, Nematoda, Chromadorea, Rhabditida, Onchocercidae. The transcript has 2 exons. The record is from RefSeq and is a predicted model, not a curated record. Bases 1 to 642 code for a protein of 213 amino acids.
AUGUCCACUCCUUCUCUCAACAAUGGCAAUAAAUAUGGUAAUUUGAAGCAAAAUAAUAAUUAUUACAUAUCUUCAACAACAACGAAGACGAAGUCUUGUAAAUACCCUGAUAAUCUACGAAAGUAUCAGUCAUACACACAACAACAACAAAAACUUUCUCUACCACCGCGGGAAUAUAAUGGAAUGAUCGGUCGUGCACAUCGAGUGAUUGUUGGAGUUAGUGGAUCACACUCGAAGAUGACAACAAUAUCAAAAAGCUUUCAACAACGGUCUUUUGAUGAUAAUGUCCCAAUUGCUUGUCAACAACAACAACAACAACAACAACAGCAGCAGCAGCAGCAGAAGCAGAAGCAGAAGCAGAAGCAUGAGCAGCAACAAGACGAACAUCAUCUUUUUCAUCAGAAUUAUCGCUUUCAAAUUGAUUUAGAAAAUGACCAAGAACCACUUCGUAUCGUGCAUAGGAUGGCAGUUCUCGAUGAAUAUUUCACUUCGAUGACAUCAAUACCGAAUGAAUCAUCGGAUAAGAUAUCAGUGAGAAUCGGCAAGUAUGAUAAGUUUCUUUUGCGUGACAAGUUUGAUUCCAGUUCUGAUAUACGGAAUUCCGGUUUAAUCUAUCUAACGGAGAAGAGACCGGUGGGAUAA